UUAUUUCAGGUGCGGGUUGUUCUCAAAUAUCGACACUGUGAUGGGAACCUCUGUAUCAAAGUAACGGAUGAUGUAGCUUGUUUGCUGUAUAGAACAGACCAGGCUCAAGAUGUAAAGAAGAUCGAGAAAUUCCACAGUCAGCUAAUGCGACUCAUGGUGGCUAAGGAAUCCCGCAGUGCUGCCAUGGAAACAGACUGAAUUGCUGAAAACAAAAUGAGUGCUCCGGUCAUGUUUCACUGGAAGAAAAUAUCACUUGGAUUUGAGCAAAUACUGGGACAGGAGAUGCUUUUAUGUACCAAAGUGAACUGAUGCAAAGCCUGAAGCUUUUUUCCCCAGACUUCACUUUGGAAAACUAGGAAAAUAAAUGCUUUCAAUUGAAAGCUUAUAUUUAUUUUUGGAAAUUGAACAAGAAACUAUUCUUACGUGUUAAAUAUGCUGAGAAGACAUGUAAAUCUUUCUAAAUCUGCAAUACUUUAUUUGAUGGGCAGCAAGCAUAUUUCUGGAAGUUAAUGAUACGGUUUCAUAUAGAUUGCAUUGUGUUCAUAUCUUAUGCUGGUGUAUUCUCACAGUGAGAAGGUUUAUUAACCUGACUAAUACUGUAGCGUGAUGACUGGAUUUAAUAACAAUAUAUAUAAAUGGUAUAUGUCAGUGGGUUUUAGAAGAACAGAUGUUUUCUGGACUAAAAUGUUAAAAUUGCCAAUAUAUAUUAGCACUGUCACUAGCAAGAUUUUAGCUUUUAUUAUUGAUCUUGAUCGUAAGCUGUGCAACGUGAUCUGUGGUGCAGUUUGUAGAACUGUUAUAUUGGCUAAGUAAUUAAACUUCUGUAUUUGAAACAGUAAGUAAAACCUUACUUGAAUACUGCUAGAUAUAUGGAAGCUGGGAGUCUCUUUUCCACUUAAUCAAAUAUUGAUAUUUUUAAAAAAUGGCUUUUUUUCCUAAUAGUGAGCUACUUUGUACUAGCAGCAGGGACCUUUCCUAUCCUGGCCUCAGGCAGAGUUGAAGUACAUCAGCAAGGCAAAUGCUAGAAGCUGUUGCCUACUAUAUUAAUGGAAAAAUACAACUAAACAUUAUCCAGACUCUAUAUUUUAGCAGCUUGCUAACUGUGCAUUUUCAAAUAUUAUGUGUGGCAGAUAAAUGUCAGCCAACUAAAUAAAUGAAUGAAAACCA
Molecule: messenger RNA, 1167 nt
Organism: Struthio camelus australis
Lineage: Eukaryota; Metazoa; Chordata; Aves; Struthioniformes; Struthionidae
Source: RefSeq, a predicted model, not a curated record